AGCUUGUUAUUUGGUGGAUUGUGGCAGUAAAUCGGGGCGAGCGGGGGACUGGGCGCAGGAACUGCCGCGGCGGCCAGGAGUGGUGCUGCCCGGACGGGGGCCCGCUGGGGUCAGUGUGGCUGGGGGGGAUCGAGAGCUGACAGCGCGUACUUGAGCCGCAGUUGCGCUGCUGAAGACUUCUCUUUGAGCUGGAACCCCUUAGAUCGCCCCCCAAAAUGAAGGCAGCAGACGAGCCUGCCUACCUGACAGUGGGGACUGAUGUCAGUGCCAAGUACCGAGGUGCCUUCUGUGAGGCAAAGAUUAAGACUGUGAAAAGGCUGGUGAAAGUUAAGGUAAUCCUGAAACAGGAUAACUCUACACAAUUAGUGCAAGAUGAUCAAGUAAAAGGACCUUUAAGAGUUGGAGCAAUUGUGGAAACUAAAACGUCUGAUGGAUCCUUUCAGGAAGCUAUUAUUAGUAAAUUGACAGAUGCCAGUUGGUAUACUGUAGUGUUUGAUGAUGGUGAUGAGAGGACAUUAAGACGAACCUCCCUGUGCCUCAAAGGAGAGAGACAUUUUGCAGAGAGUGAAACACUUGACCAACUUCCACUAACAAAUCCAGAGCACUUUGGCACUCCAGUAAUUGGAAAGAAAUCCAACAGAGGAAGGAGAUCUUCUCUUCCUGUGACAGAAGAUGAAAAAGAAGAGGAAAGUAGUGAAGAAGAAGAUGAAGAUAAGAGACGUCUUAAUGAUGAAUUAUUAGGAAAAGUUGUGAGUGUGAGUUCUUCUUCUGAGAAAACUGAGUGGUACCCUGCCUUGGUUAUCUCUCCCAGCUGUAAUGACGACAUCAUGGUGAAAAAAGACCAAUGUUUAGUUAGAUCUUUUACAGAUUCCAAAUUUUAUUCAAUAGCAAGAAAGGACAUCAAGGAAGUAGAUAUUCUUAGUCUACCUGAAUCUGAGCUCUCUACUAAACCAGGCCUCCAAAAAGCAAGCACCUUCUUAAAAACCAAAGUUGUUCCUGAUAAUUGGAAAAUGGACAUAAGUGAGAUCCUUGAGUCAUCCAGUAGUGAUGAUGAAGAUGGAGCAAAUGAGGAAAGUGAUGAAGAAAAAGAUAAAGAGAAUGCAAAAGAAGAAGAAGAGACACCUGAAGAAGAGCUUGAUCCUGAAGAGAGGGACAACUUCCUCCAACAGCUUUACAAGUUUAUGGAAGACAGAGGUACUCCCAUCAAUAAACCACCUGUUUUGGGCUAUAAAGAUCUAAAUCUCUUCAAACUCUUCCGACUGGUUUAUCAUCAAGGUGGCUGUGACAAUAUUGAUAGUGGUGCUGUAUGGAAGCAAAUUUAUAUGGACCUUGGCAUUCCUAUUUUGAAUUCUGCAGCUUCGUACAAUGUAAAAACUGCCUAUAGAAAAUAUCUCUAUGGUUUUGAAGAAUAUUGCCGUUCUGCAAAUAUUCAGUUUAGGACCAUCCAUCACAAUGAACCAAAAGUAAUAGAAGAAAUUAAAAAACUAGAGGAAUCAAUGGAAGAAACUGUGAAAGUGGAGCAAGAAAUGCCUUUAGUGGAAGUAAAAAGUGAACCUGAAGAAAACAUUGAUUCAAAUAGUGAAAGUGAAAAAGAAGAAAUAGAAUUAAAAUCUCCAAGAGGUCGAAGGAGAAUUGCUCGAGAUCUAACCCCUGCUAAAAAAGAAAAUGAAGAAGAAAAAACAGAAGACAAAUUAAGGGAUAAUAAUAAAGAAAAUAAAGAUAUAGAAGAAGAAUCUGACAUUAUAGAGAAAAAGGAAAAUGAAGCACUACUGGGGAAAAAAAACACACCAAAGCCAAAAGAGAAGAAAAUUAGAAAGCAGGAGGAAUCCGACAAAGACUCAGAUGAAGAGGAAGAGAAAAGACGAGAGAGGGAGGAAAUUGAAAACAAAGAGGAAUCUGAAGGGGAGGAAGAUGAGGAGGACAUAGAGCCCUGCCUAACAGGAACCAAAGUAAAAGUAAAAUAUGGACGUGGAAAAACUCAGAAAAUUUAUGAAGCCAGUAUUAAAAGUACUGAAAUUGAUGAUGGAGAGGUUUUAUACUUGGUGCAUUACUAUGGAUGGAAUGUCAGGUAUGAUGAAUGGGUGAAGGCUGACAGGAUAAUCUGGCCUUUGGACAAAGGUGGACCAAAGAGAAAACAGAAGAAAAAAACUAAAAAUAAAGAAGACAGUGAAAAGGAUGAUAAAAAAGAUGAAGAGAGACAAAAGUCAAAACGUGGACGUCCUCCUCUAAAGUCCACCCUUCCAUCAAAUAUGUCUUACAGUGUGUCUAAGUCUCCAAAUAUUGAAGGGAAAGCGAGUGCCCGAACUGCACGAAGCAGUUUACCAGACAGCUCACCUCUGGCAAAUGGAAUGGAAGACUCUGCUUCUUCUGAUAGUGAAAUUGAAGAUACUUCAGAUAAAAAUUUGGUGAAUGAAGAAUUUUCUCCAGAGAUUUUAGAAGAACUCGAAAAGAGUGAAAAAUUUAUUGAUGAUAAGAUAGAAGAAGAAAAUCCAAAAUUUCCAUGUGUGUUAAAAGAAAAUGAUAGGACUCAAGUACAGUCUUUAGAAACCCUGAAGUUGGAAGUUGAAGAAAGUGAACAAAUAGUGCAAAUUUUUGGAAACAAAACGGAGCAAGUAGAAGAAAUUAAGAAAGAAACAGAAAAAUCUCCUAAAGCUAAAGGGAGAAAAAACAAGAUAAAAGAUCUUUCUUUGGAGACUAUAAAGAUUUCUCCACUGAGCCAGGAUGAAGCAAGAAGUGAAUCUUACAUAGAACCUCUUAGUCUAGAAGUUUCUUCUUUAGAAAGUAAAGAUUUUUCCUCUACUACCGAAGAUGAAAUGGACUCAUGCUCAAAAGAAAAAAAAUUAAAGAGGAAAAUACCAGGACAGUCAUCACCAGAGAAAAAAAUUCGAAUUGAGACUGAAAUGGACGUGCCAGCCCUUGUGUCUGAAGAACGAACCAGUGACUCUAUCAUAUCUGAGGAAUUUAAGGAAUUAAAUUCUGAAGAACAGCCUGAAAUAGAACAUGAGGAAAUGCCAUCAUUGAUAGCAGAGUCAGAGCCACCAGUUCAGGACCUGGCCACUGAAAAUUUUGACUUUCCAAAUGCUAAAGAAAGCGAGAAUGUUGCAGUGAAAGAAGAGGAAGAAGAUAUUAUGCCCCUAAUUGGACCAGAAACUUUGGUUUGUCAUGAAGUAGACCUCGAUGACUUGGAUGAGAAGGAUAAGAAUAGCGCUGAUGAGGCAGGCACAGAUAUACCUGACCCCGUCAGCCCUGUUCCCAAUCCUCCUGCCUUGCCCCCUGCUGCACCAUCUGGCUUUUCUGCUGCUUCCCCACUUGCUCUCAGUCAGGAGGAGUCUCGAAGUAUCAAGAGUGAAAGUGAUAUAACAAUCGAAGUUGACAGUGUGGCUGAAGAGUCUCAAGAAGGCCUCUGUGAGAGCGAGUCAGCCAAUGGAUUUGAAGCCAGCACUACAUCAAGCACUUGUAGCGUGACUGUCCAAGAAAGAGAGAUCAGAGACAAAGGCCAGAAAAGGCAAAGUGAUGGAAAUGGUGGAUCAUUAGCAAAAAAACAAAAACGUCCACCAAAGCGAACAAGUGCUACCAUCAAAAAUGAAAAGAAUGGAGCAGGACAAAGCAGUGAUAGUGAAGAUCUUCCCGUCCCAGACAGUACAAGUAAAUGUACACCAGUAAAACACAUACAUGUGGCAAAGCCCCCAAAGCUUGCUCGAUCUCCAGCAAGAAUGAUGUCGCCUCACAUUAAAGAUGGAGACAAGGACAAACACCGAGACAAGCAUCAAAAUUCAUCCCCUAGAGCAUAUAAGUGGAGUUUUCAACUUAAUGAACUAGACAAUAUGAACAGUACAGAAAGGAUCUCUUUUCUACAAGAAAAAUUGCAGGAAAUAAGAAAAUAUUAUAUGUCAUUGAAGUCAGAAGUGGCAACUAUAGACAGAAGGAGAAAAAGAUUAAAAAAGAAAGAUAGAGAAGUGUCUCAUGCAGGGGCCUCAAUGUCAUCUGCUUCAUCAGACACUGGAAUGAGUCCAUCAUCAUCAUCUCCCCCACAAAACGUGCUUGCUGUAGAAUGCAGGUGAUAAAUACUUUCUCUGCCUUCCCAGCAGUUUGCUGCCAUGGACAUAAAUCCUUAAACCCUGAAAUACAACCACAGAAAGCACUCAACUGGUUUAACAUUGCCAAGUAUAUCCUGUACACUUUUCCACUGCUGGAUUGUAUCGUUUUCCCCUUCCUCUCCCUCCAACCUUUUUUUUUUUUGUUUUUGUUUUUUUUCCUUUCUGUUGCAAAAAAAGAAAAAUAAGCUGAUUGAUAAUUGAAGGUUAGGCAAUCUGCCAUAUUUGUCGUCAUUUUUCCCCUUAAUAUUUGUUUAUGUUUUUGUUGAUACAGAGAAAGGGCACUUAGCAAAUUUAAAUUGUCUAACAAAGUUUUCAGGUGUUUUAUAGAAAUCAUAGACAAGCAAGUGCACACAAACAUCAAAAUACUAUCCAGCUGAAUAGUUACUGCUGCACUUUCACCAAGAUAUAUUUAAUUCUUGGUGAGUAGUUUUUUGUUUUGUUUUUGUUUUUGUUUUUUGGUUCUUUUGUGUGGAAGCACUUGCUAUACAGAACUGCCAAAGUAUGUGUUCAGCAGUGUGCCCAGUUUUAAAGGUGUAAAUGGGACAAAAUAAAUUGUGAAAGGAAGUGUAGUUGACUGAAAACUACCGUUGUAAUAAGUCUUCCACUUUUUAUAGGAUUUUUGAGCACACAAUUAUGCAAAUAUUUUAAUGUUUAUUAAUGUUUACAGUGGAAUUGUGAAUAAGUUUUCAGUGGACUAUCUUAUUCCUUGACAAAAAUAUUUUGUCUUUUUUCUAUGUAAUUUCAGAGUUUUUAUUUUGUUACAAAAAGACAAAAAUGAAAUAUAUAACAACAAUGAAGUUAUUUAACAAGAUUUCUAAAGCUGAAAUUUUUGUGUAAAAUAAGGUAUUAUCUUGCAACUUGUUAAAUAUAUUUAUUCAGACAUUGGAUGUUGUAUUUUUAUGUAUUUUUUAAAAUAUUAAUAAAAUUGAAAAAAAUAAAA
Sarcophilus harrisii (Tasmanian devil) is the source of this 5037-nucleotide messenger RNA. It is a transcript of the gene ARID4A, whose product is annotated as AT-rich interaction domain 4A. The transcript has 24 exons. Gene Ontology annotation, cellular component: nucleus. Gene Ontology annotation, biological process: regulation of transcription by RNA polymerase II. Lineage: Eukaryota; Metazoa; Chordata; Mammalia; Dasyuromorphia; Dasyuridae. The record is from RefSeq and is a predicted model, not a curated record. Bases 216 to 4061 code for a protein of 1281 amino acids. Gene Ontology annotation, molecular function: transcription cis-regulatory region binding.